CACAGAUAUUCAUUAACCUGCUGGAUCUGUGAAUUUCAAAUAUGCCUUUUCCUCAUCUUGCUAACUGGACUGGGAGAAAGACAAUGAUCCUCUGGUGAAGAAAAUGAAAGGUUUGUUUGUUGUCGUGGCUAUAGUACUGUUCUUAUCAUUGGCCAAACACAGAACAUCUGGUGAAGUUGUUUUGACUACCUGGCCUCAGGGAGAGCACUUCUACCUUGGGGAACCCAUUGUUCUGACAUGUAAAGUAGAAAGGAAUUCUUCAGAAGUGUGGCUCUACAGUUGGUUUAAACACAAUCUCAGUAAGGCUUCUACCCCCAGCCGUGCUCAUAGAGUGAACCGUCACACUUACUCCAUUUCAGCGCUGACGUCUUUGGACAGUGGCAAGUACUGGUGUAAAGCUCAGAAACAGGACACAAAUUCCACCCUCCUGAGUAACUCUGUGAUUUUAAGGGUCACAGAAGCUUCACCUCCUGCAUCCCUGGAUGUCUGGCCUAACAGCAGUCAGCACUUGAAAGGUGAACAGUUUUCUCUGUGCUGUUCAGUAAACGGUGGUGGAAAAGACUGGACCCUGAGGCGGUACCCCGGUGCUGAAGUAAAUUCAAGCUGUUUGGAGGGCAGGGUCAGUCCGAAGAAACCCCACAUGUGCAGCUUUAACAACAUCACUGGAGGGUUAAGUGGCCUGUACUGGUGUGAAGCAGCCAGAGGGGAUCAGCGUAGUAAUACCAUCAACAUCACUGUGAGCGAUGGCCGUGUGAUACUCCAGAUUCCAGUUCAACCUGUAAUGGAGGGACAGACAGUAACUUUACUAUGUAACACUUCCUACAACUUAAAUCAAGCCUUUAUCUAUAAAGAUGGUUUGAAGUUCAUGAAUAAUACUAAUGUAACGAUGGAGAAUGUGACUAAGGCUGAUGAGGGAUUUUACAAGUGUGUCAACCCAACUGCUGGUAUGGAGAGUCUAGAAAGCUGGCUGUCAGUGAGAGGUCACUCAGAGGAAGAAAACACCUUUACAGCGGCGUGGGUCUGGGCUAUCUGUGUCAUUGUCAUCAUUCUGCUUCUGAUCCCUAUCACCUUUCUUCUUGUACCAAGCCUCAGAAAGAGAGUAAAGUUCUUUCCAAAAUGCGGAGAGUCUAAUCCCCAUCAGGAAAUGCCUAGAACUAAACAGGAUGUGACAGAGAUCCAGUGGGACCUGGCUUGGAUGGAGAUAACUAAUCUGCUGGACAAGCCAAGCCCUGGCAGCUGAGCAGCUCUUAAACUAUUUACAUACUAUUAAUAUAAUCUCAAUACAACAGGGCAGAAUAUCAUUAUGAACAAUGCAGUGGCUACUGAGAUGCUCUAAUCCAUAGUUAAUAUGCAAAGUAUUUGGCAGAAUUGUUUAUUAGAUAAGGUAAAUGAGUAUCCAUGUAUUCUCAUGAAGCUGAAAUAUCAUAGUAAAGAACAGUAAACAGUGAAAAACUAAGCUAAGUCAAUAUUUGGUGUGACCACCCUGCCUUUUCCUUGAAACUUCAUGAGAUCACUUUUGGCACACACUGUCAUGUAGUCUUUUAAAGGCAAACAAACCCCAAAAAUAAACUCCUUUAUACUGACAGAUAAUACCCAUGCAAGACAUGUUUGAGUAUUCAUAUCUGUACCUGUAUACUGUGUACAGAUUUUAUUUUAAAAGAAAAACCAUGUCCCCCAGUGCUGACAUCUUACUCUGUCCGAGGUUCAAAUAUCGUGCUCUGAGUACAAAUUACGCGAGAGAAUCUGAGAUUGUGACCUCACUUACACACCACAUAACUUUCAGAGGCUGAGGUCUAGUGGAUACAUUGCUUCUAAAUUGUUGUAAACAACCCCGAAGAUGCCCAAAUGUCAAGUGUUUGGGUGUAAAAAUAAAGCAGUGAACUGAAGCAGUGAACACACACACACACGUAAACAGAGAGCACACACAUACCAAGCCUUUGGAAGCCUUUUGCAGCCUAUAAAUGCUACAUCGCCAGCUACUCACAGUGGUGUUUUUUUUUUCCCCUCAAAAGAUUUAAUUUUUCCUUGUAUUUUUAUGUGGCAUACUUUUGUUUUUAUUCACUAAGAAAGUGAUCUUUUUAGAUGCGAAGAAUCGCAUUGGUUUGACAACGGAUAUUCUUUACUAGGAUCUGUGUCAGUACUGCGUAUGUGUUAUCUAGCUGAGUGAGAUUUAAACUUCAUAAAAGUUAAGUCUGUUGAUUUGUGUAUUUUUUUGCCAGUAAAAAUCACAUGGUUACAGAAAAUUUCUGAUUAGAUUUUUAGAAUUAAAAGCCUUUAUUUGUCACAUAUACAUUACAGCACAGUGAAGUUCUUUCUCUGCAUUUAACCCAUCUCAAACAGUGAAAACACAGACACAGAGAGAGAGAGAGAGAGAGAGAGAGAGAGAGAGAGAGAACAGUGGUGCCUGGGGAUUUUUUUUUUUUUUAGAAUUAGAAGCCUUUAUUUGAUGGCUCUCUGUUAGGAAGGUAAACAGCGUACCAGUGAUCCGCCUAUGUCACUGCUGGAUAUCCGGUUUUAUUGCAAAUAGCUACAUCCAGGUGAGCCUAUUUUUAGCAAUAUCAUAAGUUUUAAAAUGGAUUAAAUGUUGUUAUAAAGUUUUCUUUUUAAUUUAACUGUGUCUGCGCGUGGGGGUACAUCAGGGCAAUUGCCAUGAUCGGCAAAAGGCAUUUAUUUUGGGGUUUUGUUUGACUUUAAGAAACUUGGCUGGUAAGAUUUUUUCAAGUGCCUUGGAAAACCUCUGAAGUCUUUCUGAAUAUUUUGUCUGUCACUAAUAAUGUGCCUUUAUGUAUUAUUUUCUUAAACAAAAUAUCCAUAUUUCUUUGUAACAUUACAUUUGUUUUAUAAAAUGAAUAUUUGGAAA
This is a messenger RNA of Neoarius graeffei (lesser salmon catfish), 2860 nucleotides long. RefSeq names its product sialoadhesin-like. Bases 104 to 1240 code for a protein of 378 amino acids. Gene Ontology annotation, biological process: cell surface receptor signaling pathway. The record is from RefSeq and is a predicted model, not a curated record. NCBI's taxonomy places the organism in Eukaryota, Metazoa, Chordata, Actinopteri, Siluriformes, Ariidae. Gene Ontology annotation, molecular function: transmembrane signaling receptor activity. The transcript is spliced from 9 exons.